AUGAUCGAUGAUUUGAGAUUGAAAGAUUUAAGUCAGUCGUUCUUCUGCAAUGCAAAAUCAGAGUUCAGCGCAGAGGACUGCGCUGCCCUGGGGUUUAGCAAAGCUAAUUUAUUGUGCUCGUCCUGUGAUACCUUAGCCGAUUUUGGACUCCAAGAAUUAAAAGACCACUGUCGUCAAUGCUGUCACAAAGAAGAGAGUGACUUCAACGUGAAAAAGUACCACAGUGCGCGUUUAGAAGUCUGCACGUGCAAAUUUGGAGCGUACCCGCAAAUCCAGGCCUUCAUCAAGAGCGAGAAACCCGCCCAGUUCAGGAAUUUGGCUAUCCGAUACGUCCGAGGCCUGGAUCCUGUAAUUAAACUCAUGGACAAAGAAGGAAAUGUUCAAGAGGUUUUGGCAAUCGAGCGCUGGGACACUGACACUGUUGAGGAGUUUUUGAAAACCCACUUGGAGCCGGUUGAUGAUGACUCUGCUGAUGAUUUUCUGCGCACCAAUAAUGUUUUUUGAAAUGCUUCAACCAUUGUAUUUUUUCUCAUUAAAAAUGUAAGUUUAUACCACUUAAAUAUGAAGGUCAUUUCAAAUCAAAAUUUGUAAACAAAAUUUGUGGAUAUAU
Molecule: messenger RNA, 610 nt
Organism: Neocloeon triangulifer
Lineage: Eukaryota; Metazoa; Arthropoda; Insecta; Ephemeroptera; Baetidae
Product: selenoprotein F
Exons: 5
Coding region: 1-504 (167 amino acids)
Cellular component (GO): endoplasmic reticulum lumen
Molecular function (GO): oxidoreductase activity
Source: RefSeq, a predicted model, not a curated record